Molecule: messenger RNA, 456 nt
Organism: Branchiostoma belcheri (Belcher's lancelet)
Lineage: Eukaryota; Metazoa; Chordata; Leptocardii; Amphioxiformes; Branchiostomatidae
Exons: 2
Coding region: 54-413 (119 amino acids)
Source: RefSeq, a predicted model, not a curated record
UAUAGAAAUAAACACGGGCAGAAAUCUUUUUCGACAUCCAGUCAGCCAAAGAAAUGAGAACCAGGAGAAAGCUGUACAGACAAAAACAAACCAAGAAGCCAAGGACCAGUGACACGAUGACAAAACCGACGGAGGAAAGUGAGGAGACUUACGUGUGCAGCAGGUGCCGGGACCGUGGUGGGGACUCAGGCGGGCUGUUCAGGACGUGUGUCGGCUGUGUGAGCUUCGGCAUGUGGCUGCUGUUCUGCUACCUGAUAUUCCGUAUGGUGUUGUUGGCCCUGUACCCCGGGCUGGCGGAGGCUGAGGACGGGAUUGGUCAGGAUCCGGUCACGUGUGUCCAACUGACGCUUCCGUCACGUACAAUGGCCAACAUCCGGGGUAGAAUGUCGCAACUUCAGUUCAGAAAUAUUUGAACAUUUCAAAGACUGCGCCAGACGUCCAGUUAAUAAUGGCUGA